AUGGGAAGCCAAGAGGAUAUAGUGAUUGUUGGUGGUGGAGUAGCAGGCCUUGCAACAUCUUUGGGGCUUCACAGGUUGGGAAUAAAGAGCUUAGUCUUGGAGUCAGCAGAUGAGUUGAGAACAACAGGAUUUGCCUUCAUAAUGUGGAGCAAUGCUUGGAAGGCUUUAGAUGCUCUCGGCAUUGGAAAUAUCCUUCGCGCCAAACACAACAAGCUUCAUGGCAUUGUCACAGCAUCGGUCAAUUCAGGGGUGACCACUUCAGAACUAUCUUUUGUAGCUCAAGAUUCAUUGGGAGGUCGUGAUAUCUAUUGUGUGAACCGAAGGAUUUUGUUGGAAACAAUGGAAAACGAACUCCCGAAAGGUUCCGUUCGGUACUCUUCCAAAGUGGUUUGUAUCGAAAACGAUGGCCCGUUCAAGUCUCUUCAUCUUGCCGAUGGAACUAUUGUGAAAGCCAAGGUGUUGAUUGGAUGUGAUGGAGUGAAUUCGAAAGUUGCAAAGUUUCUAGGCUUUAGUAAGCCGUUUUUCGUGGGGCGAUCGGCAGUUAGGGGAUUUUUCGAUUUCGAGGAACCUCAUGGUUUCGAGCCGAAGGUUAUGCAGUUCUUUGGAAAGGGCGUAAGAUAUGGCGUAGUCCCAUGCGAUGAUCACGGGGUUUAUUGGUUUUUCACUUUUAGUCCAUCUCCACAAGAGAAAGAUAUCGUUGAGGACCCGACCAAGUUGAAGCAACUCAUACUUAGUAGACUCGGUAAAGUUCCCGACAAAAUCAAGCAUGUUGUGGAGAAAACCGAGCUACAAAACAUGGUUUUCUCCCCAUUAAGGUCUCGUCGCGCAUGGGAAUUGGUUUGGGGGAACAUAAGCAAAGACAAUGUUUGUGUCCUUGGAGACGCUUUGCACCCAAUGACUCCUGAUAUGGGACAAGGAGGAUGUUCGGCCCUCGAGGAUAGUGUUGUUUUGGCUCGGUUCUUGGCGGAGGCCAUGAAGGGAAAAGGGUCGGGCGGUGAAGAAACCGAGGAAUGGAGGGUUCGUGUGGGGUUGGAAAAAUUUGCUCGAGAGAGGAAGUGGAGAGACUUUGAUCUUGUAUGCACGUCGUACGCGGUUGGAUUUAUGCAACAAAGUGAUGGGGUCGUGAUGAACUUCGUUCGGGAUAGAAUAAUUGCUAGAUUUUUGACGGGUUUGUUGUUGAAGAAGACUAGUUACGAUUGUGGUAAGCUCGUUUAG
Messenger RNA from Striga hermonthica, 1215 nucleotides. The record is from the annotation of a GenBank genome assembly. NCBI's taxonomy places the organism in Eukaryota, Viridiplantae, Streptophyta, Magnoliopsida, Lamiales, Orobanchaceae.